AUGGGAGCCCAGCAAGUGAAAGAACGGCACGCAGCGGCGGCGUCCUCGCUAGGAGCCGGCAGCUCGAUACGCUCCAGUCGCAGCAAACCACGUUCAUCAAAGGAUGCGCGGACCCUUGGCUCGAACAUAUUCACCGAACAUAGCGAAGCACUGCUUCAAUCUCGACCGCUCCCACAUGUACCUCCUCCGGGAAGCUUGCUGCCAACAGACUUACUAAGCCAAAAUCAAGAUGUAUCCGAAAAUCACUCUGGUACGAUACAUUCACAGGGAAGUUCAAACACAGUGCAGUCCAGCUUUGAAACUGCACAUCGGUGGACAUCGAAGGAAAAUCUGCUUGCUCCAGGGCCAGAAGAAGAUGAUCCGCAGCUGUUUGUUGCUCUGUAUGAUUUUAAAGCCGGAGGAGACAAUCAACUGAGCUUGCAGAAGGGAGAGCAAGUGCGAAUACUUUCUUACAACAAAUCUGGCGAAUGGUGCGAAGCUCAUUCCGAUUCUGGCCACGUUGGUUGGGUUCCGUCCAAUUAUGUGACGCCACUCAACUCACUGGAGAAGCAUUCAUGGUACCAUGGUCCGAUUUCGCGCAAUGCUGCCGAGUAUUUGCUCAGCUCUGGUAUCAAUGGAAGUUUCCUAGUAAGGGAAAGUGAGAGUUCUCCCGGACAGCGUAGCAUCAGUCUGCGGUACGAUGGACGCGUUUAUCACUAUAGAAUAUCGGAGGAUUCGGACGGCAAGGUAUACGUAACGACGGACGCAAAAUUUAAUACAUUGGCCGAACUGGUGCAUCAUCAUAGUGCAUUACACGAAGGGCAUGGUCUGAUAACACCGCUACUGUACCCUGCGCCGAAGCAAAACAAGCCAACAGUGUUUCCCCUGAGUCCCGAACCGGAUGAGUGGGAAAUAUGCAGGACAGAUAUUGUGAUGAAACAUAAACUGGGGGGUGGCCAGUAUGGGGAAGUCUAUGAGGCUGUAUGGAAGCGCUAUGGUAACACGGUGGCCGUAAAGACGCUGAAGGAAGAUACGAUGGCGCUUAAGGACUUCCUAGAGGAAGCUUCUAUCAUGAAGGAAAUGAAGCAUCCUAAUUUGGUUCAGCUGAUAGGAGUUUGUACAAGAGAACCGCCGUUUUAUAUCAUCACCGAAUUUAUGAGCCAUGGCAACUUGCUAGAUUUCCUGCGUACAGCUGGCAGAGAAACGUUGGAUGCAGUGGCGCUGUUAUACAUGGCCACACAAAUCGCCUCUGGGAUGAGCUAUCUGGAGAGCCGAAACUUUAUCCACCGAGAUUUGGCUGCGCGAAACUGUUUGGUUGGUGACAACAAUUUAGUGAAGGUGGCCGAUUUCGGGCUGGCCCGAUUGAUGCGUGAUGACACAUACACCGCUCACGCCGGUGCUAAAUUUCCCAUCAAGUGGACCGCCCCGGAAGGUCUGGCAUACAAUAAGUUCAGUACCAAAUCCGAUGUAUGGGCCUUCGGGGUUCUGCUUUGGGAAAUAGCAACUUACGGUAUGUCACCUUAUCCGGGCAUUGAUCUGACCGAUGUGUUUCACAAGCUGGAAUCAGGUUAUCGAAUGGAGCGACCUCCUGGAUGCCCCCCGGAAGUGUACGAUCUGAUGCGAAAAUGCUGGCAGUGGAAUGCCCAGGAUCGUCCAACGUUCAAGAGCAUUCAUCACGAUUUAGAACACAUGUUUCAGGAAUCUUCCAUAACUGAAGCCGUCGAGAAACAGUUACAAGGGGUGUGCAUGGUUCCUCCGCAGCUUACGCCGCAAAUGAGCAAGAAACCUCACGUUACCAUGCAACAGCAGGCUAUGAAUGCCUCACCACCGCAGCAGCAGGCUCUACUACAGCCGCAAUCACUUUCCCACGAACAAGCUACAACUCCGAUCUCUGAUUCAGGGUCAGGUUCGAAGUUUAGUACAUUUGGGAACAAGCAGCCAACGACAGCUGGUGUACAAAUGCGUCGAACAACUAACAAGCGUGGUAAAACUGCACCAGCACCACCAAAAAGGACUAGUCUAUUGUCAUCGAGCCGUGACUCAACCUAUCGCGACGAUGAGAGUUGUAAAGCGGGAGACUUCGAGCAGAAUGCCAAUGGUUUUACUCGGGACAUGGUGAGCCUUAUAAACCGAGGUACCGAUUCGGAGAACGAGCAUACAGAAGUUACACCCGACACUGAUACGGACAAUCAAGAACCGCUUGGCUUCCAAAAGCCGUUUCAACAAAGCUCUUUCAAACGAGCUCCAAUUAUGGGCAACCGUGGACUUGAAACGCGUAGCAGUAAACGAUUGUCGUCACAACAAACGCGACGCGAUCAAACGCCGCCUAGAGUUCCAGCGCCAAGUCAAACAGGUGUAGGUACCUCUGGACUACCUCAUCAACCGAUAUUGGGGGCACUAGAAGUGCAAAACGUGAAGAAAGCAAUCAAUCGAUACGGAACGCUACCAAAAGAUGCUCGAAUAGGAGCCUAUCUUGAAUCUUUACGCCAAAGCGAUGGAGCCGUGGUACAUCAACAUCCGGUCCAGCAAUCGUCACACCAACAGCAGGUUAGCGGACCCGGUUCUGGCAAACAGCUAACGAAUCAAAACACGAUGCUGGUUUCAGAAUCGCUACCACCACCAAUAACGGCAACUCCCAACGUUGUACCAAAUAGUAUAUUGGUGCAAAGAAGUCAAGCAAUUAAGUCACAACCGCAAAUGAUUCGUAGCAAUUCAUCCAGUGGCGUGACAAUGUCCAACUCAGCAACAGCUAGUCUCUCGAAAUUGCAGCGCCAUCGCACGACUACGGAUGGGUCGAUGAUGAGCUUUUCUUCUUUCCGAGGAGUAGUUGGAAGCAAUAGUCCAAAGCGAACCGUUCAACCCACUUUAGCAGAUCUAGAGUUUCCACCACCACCCGUCGAUCUUCCUCCGCCACCGGAAGAGUUUGACUCGCCGUCCGAUCAACGUGGUUUAAGCAUGGAUCAAUCUGUACCAUCAGCUAACGAUGUGAGUAACACCGAGCCGAGUGUUAAAGAAGCCAGCUCGCGGUUCGGUGUGAGCUUGCGCAAACGCGAACCUUCCAACGAUUCAUGCAGCUCGCUGGGAAGCCCUGCGGAUGCCGCAGCUAACGGUGUAGUUGAUCAAUCAUUCUUGGCACUGCCUCCGAACCACAAUGACAUGAAAAUGGAUGCGAAAAAAGGCCCUCCAUGCAAAGAUGCGACGUAUGUGCCAAAAUUUUUGCAGGCUGAAGAGAAUAGUUGUAAUAAUGGAAGCAACAAUGAAAAAAGUAUCAGUGGUGCUGUAAUAGAUUCGUCCGACGCAUCAUUACAUUUGGCCAGUGAUUCAUGCGAAGUUUUAAAUCAACCAAAAGCGACAUCGCCACUUCAUCCUUCUGAAGCUCCUCAGCCGAUAUCCCACUAUAAAUCGUCCGAUGUGGUUAGUUCCCUGCGGAAACCUGUACCAGUAUCCAAGUCCACCAUCCCUGCGAGCAGAAAAACUAACCUAAGUAGUUGUAGUUCUUCUGCCGAGCCACCAUCUUUCAAGACUCAGCUGAAAAAAGUGGACCCGGGAGCUACAGUGAAAAAGGAAGACAACGCGGCCAGUAUAAUUGAUUUUAAAGCUAGACUUCGUAAAGUGGAUCCAAAUAAUGUUGACUUGUCCAACAAUGGUGCUGGAGUCAGCGGAUGUGAUCUUGAAGACUCGUUGUCAGUGGACAAUAACAACAAGCAUCAGCAACAUCAUCAUGGAAGCAGCACUGUUAACAGCAUUCACAAUAGUAACGUGAGCAACAAUAGUAAUGGUAAUGUUUUGAAUAAUAACGAUAAUUCAGCGUCGUCGUCUUCUUCUGAGAACGAACAUCAUCGGGCAAAGGUAGAAGUUGGCGAUGCGGUGAAAAAAAAUGGCACCAAUUUCGGCGUUUUCAGCAAAGCUCAAGUAGAUCCCAGCAAUGAGCUGAUCCUAGAGAACAACGCACUCAAUUCGCUCAAAUCAAAAAAGACAAAUUGUCCGUCGAUAGUGACAGGCCUAGCGCCGAUUGAUAGUAACAAGGUGAUUGAACUAAAAAAGACUGAAAUCAAAAUUGAGCUGAGUGAUGAUCGUAAACGGGAAAGUUUAGAGGGUAACUCACUCAAGUUGGAUAGUGGCGGUAGCAGUGGCGACAACCUGUCCACCGGAAGCAGUGGAGCGGGCGCCGAAGAAGGGGACAGUAAGCGAAAGAGCACGGGCAGCAUUAGUAGCUUAAAAAAGCUAUGGGAAGCAAAGGAGUCGCCAAAUGAUCAACCGGUACAGCUUAGCCCAAAAAUGGGUACAAAAUGUGUCUCCAAUAUGAUACCUAGGAUGAACAAUAAUGUAGAAACAGACGACCAUCGCGAUAAUUCGCUCAACCACCACCAGUUCGAUCAAGCACAAUCGAAUUUACCUACAAGUGCAGCGGCAAGCUUAUGUGGUAACAAGAAACCAGCUGUUCCGAUGAAACCUUCCAAGUUUUCUUCAAUUUACGCAACUCCCAUACAAACCCAAGCUGCUCCUCCUUCAACCCUCGGUACAGGCAGUGCAGUGACUUCAACUAGCGCGGCAUCAUCCGGUAACGUCGCUAAGCUGAGUGAUAACAUUACACAGACAUCUGACAAAUCAAUGCCAGCACCGUCAGCAGCACCAGGCGAAAGAGAACAAAUUCUGGAACAAGUUCAGCUACUGCAGGAUAGUUUAAAGUUAUCGGUGGCAACAAUUUCUGGUUCUCAAUGGUUGGGUAUGAGCGAUCGCCUCAAUUUACUGCAAUCGUACUGCAUCGCAUUUGCCGACAACGAAUCUCUACCACCGCACGCCAAGUUCCAUUUCCGAGAGCUGGUGAGUCGUGUUGAAAAUCAGUCGCUAUCUCUGCGGUCAGCAAGUAACAGAAACGUCAAGGACAACGAAAAACUGGUACUCGAGGUUGGUCAAUCUCUGAAGCAAAUAUCAAAUGCCUUGCAUAGGUAAUUUCCAGUAAAAUUGUUUGACUUCGAUGAGCAAUUUUAGUUUCACUUUAGUUCCGAUGCGGUAUGUAAUCGAAGGAGCAAAAUAACAGGCAGAAUUCCAGACCGAUGGCAUAAUAUGUACAUAUUUUAAUGAGCAUAUGGAAUUUCUUUUGGUAUUUUCUUAACGUUUCUAUUUCGGUUACAUUUAAAACUAUAAAACCAUGUUUUGUUUUCAAAGCACAAGAUUCUUCCUAUCACUUACAUGUGAUAGAAUUUAUUGUACCGUGAUUUUGAACAUUUUCUUCGGCUCCUGGUGCAUGACUCGUUUAGCAUUGAAAUCGACCUUUGAAUGAGGCUGUAUCUUUGGGAUCCUUACGAUUAAAUACAUCGCGCUGCAGCAGUAUGUGUAUAGAGGUCAUGGCUGUAUGGGAAGCAAUUUUAAACGUUUUAUGCAAAUAAUUUUAACAAUCUUCAAUUGGCUGCUAGGAGACAAAACACUUGCUCCUUUUAAAAAUGUAUCAUGACGUGGUACAGAUGCUCGAACGAGAUAAUGUAUUGCUUUUCAUUACAGGGUUUGCUCAUUUUGUGAAAUUUAUUAGCUGUGAGGAAAGAGCUAUUACAUGUCAUAUGUUUAUGCUCAAUAAGAUUGCCAAAUGAGUAAAUUUUAACAUUGAAAGUGCAACAUAGUUUUACCAGAACUUUGCAACAUGUUUUGAAAUGAUAAAAGCAAAACUUAACUAUGAUAUUGCGCUGCGUUUGCUUUUAUGAUGAGCUAUAAUUUUAAUCAUUAGGAAAUUAAACCUUUGCACUUGUAACAUAUUCAUAUUUAUUGAAACAUAUUUUUUCAUUUUGAGUCGUGAGAAAAAUAUGACGCGUGAUUGACGGAUAACAAUGUAUGGGCAGGAAAACAACAUGAACUUUGCAUCCGGCCGAAUGGAUGUGAAACGCAUUUGAAGACACUUUUAGUUGUAACGAAACAAAAUGUGUGGUUUGGCUUAGAGUCAAACAACCUUAGAAGACUGUAAAACAUGUCAUAUAGCACAGUGAAACCCUACUCUGUACCGUAUGAUAUUUAGAUUACGCAUCACCCAACCCGUGAUUAAUUUCGUGUCCGCUGUAACUCUAUUAUCAAAGUAUAUCCUUGAGCGCAAAGGAUCAUAAGCUUUGCAAC
Anopheles cruzii is the source of this 6081-nucleotide messenger RNA. RefSeq names its product tyrosine-protein kinase Abl (gene Abl). Gene Ontology annotation, molecular function: protein binding; non-membrane spanning protein tyrosine kinase activity; ATP binding. Gene Ontology annotation, biological process: protein phosphorylation. Lineage: Eukaryota; Metazoa; Arthropoda; Insecta; Diptera; Culicidae. The record is from RefSeq and is a predicted model, not a curated record. The transcript has 7 exons. The coding region runs from base 1 to 4932 and encodes 1643 amino acids.